AUGGCCACGGAUCCCAUAUCACUAUGGACUUUAUCAACUACUGGUCUAGCCUUUAUCACCAAAGGCGACUUUUUCCCCUUAUUUUGGAAUGCGUCGAAGGCUUCCUUUAAGGAAUCGACAAUCCUCAGCUCUUUUAAGGUAUCAGGUAUAUCACCACCUGAUCCUCAACCAGUUCUUGAUAGAUUCACCAGAUCUCAAGAAUCAAGAGAGAGCUCCUUAUCAUCACUUAGUGAUCAUAAUUGGAGAAAGGUGGAUAGGCUCAUACGCUUUAAGCUUCGUCAAUCACUCCACCACCUAUCUGUUCAAAAUGAGCUACUCCACCAUGAUAUUGAUGGGCUAAGGCAGGCGCUAGCAACAAAGAAGAAGCCUCUAAAACUAUCCCAAAAGGGGAAAAGAAAGGCCUCUAAGCUAUCUCUACAGAUUAGAAAGCGUCAGAAACGAGUUGCUGAUGCUCAAGAUGUUGGGGAGGCCUCAGAGGGCGCAUCUGCUGCCCCAGCUAGAUCAACACGCCGCGGCCGCAACGUUAAGCUUCAGAUAGAUUUAAGUAAAGCAAAUUGA
Messenger RNA from Paraphaeosphaeria sporulosa, 558 nucleotides. RefSeq lists its product as uncharacterized. The transcript is spliced from 4 exons. The record is from RefSeq and is a predicted model, not a curated record. The coding region runs from base 1 to 558 and encodes 185 amino acids. NCBI's taxonomy places the organism in Eukaryota, Fungi, Ascomycota, Dothideomycetes, Pleosporales, Didymosphaeriaceae.